AUGGUUCAGUUCUCCGAGGAAACCAAGGAACGCAUUUCCAAGGUCAUCGAUAUCUCCAGGGUUGCUAUUCACUAUGGAUAUCUGCCUCUGAUUGUCUACCUCGGCUACACGUAUAGCGAGCCCCGACCUUCCCUGUUCAAGCUGUUCUCCCCUCUCGCAUAA
Aspergillus ochraceoroseus IBT 24754 is the source of this 162-nucleotide messenger RNA. Its product is annotated as mitochondrial import receptor subunit TOM7. The transcript has 5 exons. The record is from RefSeq and is a predicted model, not a curated record. Gene Ontology annotation, cellular component: mitochondrial outer membrane; mitochondrial outer membrane translocase complex. NCBI's taxonomy places the organism in Eukaryota, Fungi, Ascomycota, Eurotiomycetes, Eurotiales, Aspergillaceae. Gene Ontology annotation, biological process: protein insertion into mitochondrial outer membrane; protein import into mitochondrial matrix. Bases 1 to 162 code for a protein of 53 amino acids.